Molecule: messenger RNA, 4002 nt
Organism: Sebastes umbrosus (honeycomb rockfish)
Lineage: Eukaryota; Metazoa; Chordata; Actinopteri; Perciformes; Sebastidae
Gene: supt5h
Product: SPT5 homolog, DSIF elongation factor subunit
Exons: 31
Coding region: 193-3489 (1098 amino acids)
Biological process (GO): regulation of transcription by RNA polymerase II; regulation of DNA-templated transcription elongation; transcription elongation by RNA polymerase II
Cellular component (GO): DSIF complex
Molecular function (GO): mRNA binding; protein binding
Source: RefSeq, a predicted model, not a curated record
GCUCGGCUGUUGUUGCUGUUGAUUCAGACUGUAGCUAGGUGGCUGUUCCAGUGAGGCUGUUCCAGUGAGGCUGUUGUUGCUGUUGAUUCAGACUGUAGCUAGGUGGCUGUUCCAGUGAGGCUGUUCCACUGAGGCUGCUGCUGACUCUCUGUGUGUUUCUUCUUCAGGGUUUAAGGUUCUUCUGAAUACAAGAUGUCUGACAGCGAUGACAGCGACUUCUCCGACAACCAGAGUGGAGGAAGCAGCGACGGAGAGGCCGAGGAGGUGGAGGACAACGAGGAGGAGACCAACAGCCCCGUGGGCAGCGACAAGGUAGCAGAGGAGGAGGGGGAGGACCUCCUGGAAGAUGAGGAGGAGUACGAUGAAGAGGAGGAGGAGGACGACGAUGACCGUCCGAGGAAGAAGCCGAGACACGGAGGCUUCAUCCUGGACGAAGCCGAUGUGGACGAUGAGUAUGAGGACGAGGAAGAUCAGUGGGAGGAAGGAGCUGAAGAUAUUCUGGAGAAAGUUAACGCAGAGGAGGCUGAAGUGUCUAACAUCGACCAUGGGGUUCUGGAUGAAGACCACUCCGGAUCCAGAAGGCUGCAGAACCUCUGGAGAGACUCCAGAGAGGAGGCACUGGGGGAAUAUUACAUGAGGAAAUACGCCAAAUCCUCAGGAGGGGAGCAUUUCUCUGGAGGGUCCGAGGAGCUCUCUGAUGACAUCACCCAGCAGCAGCUACUUCCUGGUGUCAAGGAUCCCAAUCUGUGGACGGUCAAGUGUAAGAUCGGCGAGGAGAGGGCGACGGCCAUCUCUCUGAUGAGGAAGUUCAUCGCCUACCAGUUCACCGACACACCCCUGCAGAUCAAGUCCGUGGUCGCCCCGGAUCACGUCAAAGGUUACAUCUACGUGGAGUCGUACAAGCAGACGCACGUCAAGUCGGCCAUCGAAGGCAUCGGCAACCUGAGGAUGGGCCUCUGGAACCAGCAGAUGGUUCCCAUCAAGGAGAUGACGGACGUCCUCAAGGUCGUCAAAGAGGUCACCAACCUGAAGCCCAAGUCCUGGGUCCGGCUGAAGAGAGGCCUGUACAAGGACGACAUCGCUCAGGUGGACUACGUGGAGCCGAGUCAGAACACCAUCUCCCUGAAGAUGAUCCCUCGUAUCGACCUGGACCGCAUCAAGGCCAAGAUGAGCCUGAAAGACUGGUUCGCUAAGAGGAAGAAGUUUAAGAGACCUACUCAGAGGCUGUUUGAUGCAGAGAAGAUCAGGUCUCUCGGAGGGGAGGUCAGCCACGACGGAGACUUCAUGAUCUUUGAGGGGAACCGUUACAGCCGUAAAGGAUUCCUGUUUAAGAGCUUCGCCAUGUCUGCGGUGAUCACAGACGGAGUGAAGCCCACGCUGUCGGAGCUGGAGAAGUUUGAGGACCAGCCUGAAGGAAUUGACCUGGAGGUGGUCACCGAGUCAGGAAAGGAGCGUGAACACAACCUGCAGGCCGGUGACAACGUGGAGGUUUGUGAAGGAGAGUUGAUCAACCUGCAGGGAAAGAUCCUCAGCGUGGACGGCAACAAGAUCACCAUCAUGCCCAAACACGAAGACCUCAAGGACCCUCUGGAGUUCCCGGCUCACGAGUUGAGAAAAUACUUCCGGAUGGGCGACCACGUGAAGGUGAUCGCCGGGCGAUACGAGGGCGACACCGGCCUCAUCGUCAGAGUGGAGGAGAACUUCGUCAUCCUCUUCUCCGACCUCACCAUGCACGAGUUGAAGGUGUUGCCCAGAGACCUGCAGCUCUGCUCGGAGACGGCGUCCGGCGUCGACGCGGGAGGGCAGCACGAGUGGGGCGAGCUGGUCCAGCUGGACCCGCAGACCGUCGGAGUCAUCGUCCGACUGGAGAGAGAGACGUUUCAGGUGUUGAACAUGCACGGGAAGGUCAUGACGGUGCGGCACCAGGCGGUGAACCGCAGGAAGGACAACCGCUUCGCUGUGGCGCUGGACUCUGAGCAGAACAACAUCCACGUCAAGGACAUCGUCAAGGUCAUCGACGGGCCGCACUCAGGCCGCGAGGGCGAGAUUCGUCACCUGUUCCGAGGCUUCGCCUUCCUCCACUGUAAAAAGUUGGUGGAGAACGGAGGCAUGUUUGUGUGCAAGACCAGACACCUGGUGUUGGCUGGAGGAUCCAAGCCCAGAGACGUGACCAACUUCACCGUUGGAGGAUUCGCUCCGAUGAGCCCUCGCAUCAGCAGUCCCAUGCACCACGGAGGAGGAGGAGCUCCACAGAGAGGAGGAGGAGGAGGAGGAGGUGGAGGAGGUGGAGGAGGAGGAGGAGGAGGAGGAGCGGGGCGAGGCAGAGGACGAAGAGACAACGAGCUGAUUGGUCAGACGGUCCGCAUCUCCCAGGGUCCUUACAAAGGUUACAUUGGUGUGGUGAAGGACGCAACAGAGUCCACAGCCAGAGUGGAGCUGCACUCCACCUGUCAGACCAUCUCUGUAGACCGACAGCGCUUAACUACCAUGGGAGCUAAGAGACACAGCGGGCAGACCUCCACCCACGGGCGUACUCCCAUGUACGGCUCCCAGACUCCCAUGUACGGCACCGGCUCCAGAACGCCCAUGUACGGCUCUCAGACGCCGAUACACGAAGCGGGAAGUCGCACGCCUCACUACGGCUCUCAGACCCCACUGCAUGAUGGGAGCAGGACGCCGGGUCAGAGCGGAGCCUGGGACCCCAGCAACCCCAACACACCUUCCAGGAACGAAGAGGAGUACGACUUCGGCUACGACGACGAGCCCUCCCCGUCCCCUCAGGGCUACGGGGGGACGCCCAACCCGCAGACCCCGGGUUACCCAGAAGUCCCCUCUCCGCAGGUCAACCCUCAGUACAACCCUCAGACGCCUGGCACGCCUGCUAUGUAUAACACAGAGCAGUACUCUCCCUACGCCGCCCCGUCCCCUCAGGGCUCCUACCAGCCCAGUCCCAGUCCUCAGAGCUACCACCAGGUGGCGCCCUCACCGGUCGGCUACCAGAACACACACUCUCCAGCCAGCUACCAUCCAACACCUUCCCCCAUGGCUUAUCAGGCCAGUCCCAGUCCCAGCCCUGUGGGCUACAGCCCCAUGACGCCCGGAGCGCCCUCUCCUGGAGGCUACAACCCUCACACCCCGGGCUCCAACAUCGAGCAGGGCAGCAGCGACUGGGUCACCACCGACAUCCUGGUCAAGGUCAAGGACUCCCUCAUGGACCUGAUGGGGCAGACGGGGGUCAUCAGGAGCGUCACGGGAGGGAUGUGUUCAGUGUUCAUGCAGGAGUCGGAGAAGGUGGUCAGCAUCAGCAGCGAUCACCUGGAGCCCAUCACUCCCACCAAGAACAACAAGGUGAAGGUGAUCCUGGGAGAGGACCGCGAGGCGACGGGGAUCCUGCUGAGUAUCGACGGAGACGACGGCAUCGUCCGCAUGGAGCUGGACGACCAGCUGAAGAUCCUCAACCUGAGGUUCCUGGGACGCCUGGAGCACUGAGAGAGGGAGGGAGACGAGACACUCAAACACAACACAGAGAGAGACGACCACAGAGAGGUGGGAGACACACCGGAGACUGGAACGGGAAUACUGCCGGCUGCAGACACGUCGGGGAUUUUAUUACUUCAUCAAGAGCCAGAACCGCCCACACACUCUCUCACUGCAGAUCUCAUGCGUAGGAGGAAUUCUGUUCGGCGUUACAUCACAUCAAACAUUUCCCUUCCUUUCUGUCAGUCUCUCUGUGUCGAGCUUUCUUUUUUCCAGAACCAUCAUUAGCAGCAGGUCUCUCUCUCUCUCUCUCUCUCUCUCUCUCUGUCUCUCUCUCUCUCUCUCUCUCUCUCUCUCUCUCUCUCACCUCUCUUAUUUUUUAAUUUUCCGUUAGCUUCCCUGUAUUCCUCCUAGUGGUCUGAAUCUGGCUUUUAGUGCUUUCUCAAUGUUCUGUCAGUACUUUUUGUUUUCUUGAUGGAGGAGGUUAAAAACGUGUAACAUGUCAAUAAACUGUGAACCAGUUCA